Molecule: messenger RNA, 1068 nt
Organism: Drosophila obscura
Lineage: Eukaryota; Metazoa; Arthropoda; Insecta; Diptera; Drosophilidae
Product: enoyl-CoA delta isomerase 2-like
Exons: 2
Coding region: 186-968 (260 amino acids)
Source: RefSeq, a predicted model, not a curated record
CCAGCAAAAACCGGUUUUGUCUCUUCUCUGAUUCGCUCGCAAGCAAAAAUUACGGUAAUUUUUUUUGCCUUUGUUGUCUUUUCAUCGAGUUUGCACUGUUCCUUUAUUGGUAUUUGUGUUUUUGUUUGGGAGUAUUGGUGAGUGCCCAGCCGUAAGCUGACUUUUGGCAUCGCUGCAGUACAGAGAUGAAGUACCAAGGCUACCUGGAGCUGCUCGUGGAAAAGCAGGACAAGCUUCUUGUGGUGAAAUUCAACAAUCCCAAAAAGAAGAACUGCCUGAGUCCCGUGGCCUACAAGGAGCUGGCCCGCGUGCUGGGCGCAGUGAACAAUGAUGCUGACGUGACCAUAGUUGUGCUGACCGGGGUGGGCGAUUUCUUCACGGCUGGAAAAGAUUUAUCCCAAAGUGGCAAAACGGACAAUCUCACUGAGUACCUCGUACAGUCAAAUGUCGUAUUCAAAUUCAUGGUCCAGAGCUUUAUAAACUGCAAGAAGAUCGUCUUUACCCUGGUUAAUGGACCUGCGAUCGGCAUCGGCGCCACGAUUGUGGGCCUCAGCGAUGUCACCUGGUGUGCAGAGGAGGCAUACUUUCUCACUCCCUUCGCCAAGCUGGGCCUUGUCCCAGAAGGAGGCUCUUCCUAUAUGCUGCCCAUGAUUCUUGGUCGCUCCAAAGCCUCAGAAAUGCUCCUCCUCAACGAGAAGUUGUCGUCCGCCGAGGCGUACAAUUUCAACUUUGUGUCGCGCGUCUACAAGUCCGAGGAGCUGGAGUCAGUGAUUUGGCCCAAGCUGCGCGAGUUUUCCACUUUGCCACCGAAUUCUCUAAAGGAAGGAAAACGCUUGAUCAAGGAGGGCUUCCUUGCGAACCUCUUGAAAGCUCAUGAGGCUGAGUGCAAGGAACUGAUCAAUCGUUUUCAUGAAGAAGAGUUCUUGCAGGUCAUAAGGAACUUUGGAAAACGCAAGUCAAAACUAUAAAGAUUUUUGUUUCUUGUAAGCUAAUGGUUUUGGAGUUGUAUAUGAGUUUAGCGCUUAAGUUGUAUCAAAUACUAUAAAAUACAAAGAUGUUGCACUGGGA